Messenger RNA from Gastrolobium bilobum, 1081 nucleotides. Its product is annotated as NAC domain-containing protein 7. The transcript has 4 exons. The record is from RefSeq and is a predicted model, not a curated record. Gene Ontology annotation, molecular function: DNA binding. The coding region runs from base 26 to 1081 and encodes 351 amino acids. Lineage: Eukaryota; Viridiplantae; Streptophyta; Magnoliopsida; Fabales; Fabaceae. Gene Ontology annotation, biological process: regulation of DNA-templated transcription.
UCAAGGUUUCAAAUCUAGAGCAGAUAUGAACACUUUUUCACAUGUUCCUCCUGGCUUUCGUUUCCAUCCCACUGAUGAAGAACUUGUUGAUUACUACCUUAGGAAAAAGAUAGCUUCUAAAAGGAUUGAUCUAGAUGUGAUAAAAGAUGUCGAUCUCUAUAAAAUUGAGCCAUGGGAUCUUCAAGAAUUAUGCAAAAUAGGAACUGAUGAACAAAAUGAAUGGUAUUUCUUUAGUCAUAAAGAUAAGAAGUACCCAACUGGCACUCGCACCAAUAGAGCAACAAAGGCAGGAUUCUGGAAAGCUACAGGAAGGGACAAAGCAAUUUACUCUAAGCAUUGCCUUAUUGGCAUGCGAAAGACACUGGUGUUUUACCAAGGAAGAGCCCCCAAUGGACAGAAAUCUGACUGGAUCAUGCAUGAGUACCGGCUCGAAACCAAUGAAAACGGAACUACUCAGGAAGAAGGGUGGGUUGUAUGUAGAGCUUUCAAGAAAAGAAUGACAACAAUGCGGAAAGUGGGGGACUAUGAAUCACCCUGUUGGUAUGAUGACCAAGUCAUAUUCAUGCAAGAGCUUGAAUCCCCAAGGCGAAUUUCUCACCCUAAUUAUGCAUCGUACCACCAACACUACCCCUGCAAGCAGGAGUUGGAAUUGCAAUACAAUAUACCCAAUGACGCUUUCCUCCAACUUCCACAACUUGAAAGCCCUAAAUUUCCUCAAUCUGCAACCAGUUUAAGUUGCAGCCCAGUUGUCCCUUACGGCUUUGAUAGCAAUAACAAUGGAAGUGCUUUGCAGUCGUCAUCACUCACUCAAGAAGAACGCAUACAGCGUUGCCAGCAACAAAAUCUGCAAUUGCUUUAUGGUAGCAAUGAUCAAGCAGUAGAACUAGUGACGGAUUGGCGAGUGCUUGACAAAUUUGUUGCUUCUCAGCUCAGUCACGAUCAAGAAGUUUCCAAGGAAGCCAGUUAUUCCAAUGUGGCUGAACAAAGUACUAUGCUUGCAAAUGAAUCCAAAAACCCAGAAAACGGCAAGGAAUAUGCUUCAACAUCAACAUCCAGUUGCCAGAUUGACCUGUGGAAGUGA